Molecule: messenger RNA, 909 nt
Organism: Columba livia (rock pigeon)
Lineage: Eukaryota; Metazoa; Chordata; Aves; Columbiformes; Columbidae
Product: glutamine-rich protein 2-like
Exons: 7
Coding region: 151-819 (222 amino acids)
Source: RefSeq, a predicted model, not a curated record
CUGUCCCAGGCCCUGGGGAGGCUGGAGAAGAAGCAAGCAGACAAGGAGGAGCUGCUGGUUUUGGGAAUCGAUGAGAAAGCAGACAAAGGCGCCCUGGCUGACAAAGUCAGUCGCAGCCAGCUUGAGGCGUGCGAGGACCGGCUGACCAAGAUGAUGGAGGAGGUGACGAGCCGGGUGACGGGCCAGGAGAACGGCUGGCUCCAGUUCCAGAAAGAGCUGCAGAGACAGAUGGACUGCAAGCUGGACCGCCGGGAGCUGGGGGCGUUCCGGAAGCAGCAGGAGGAGCGGUGGAAGAGCCUCAGCGGGCAGCUCCAGGAGAAGGCGCUGCAGGCAGAGCGUGACAAUGCCGCUGGGAUUAGGAAGCAGCUGCUGCCCGGUUUCCAUUGCCUGUCCUGUGACCGGCCCCUCAACAUGCUGGCGCCUGGACCGGAGCGGACGGGCGAGUGCAGAUACCCCACUGUUCCGCGGAGCUGCGUGGGCCCACACACCGUCACGCCCCCGCGCUUCCAGCCCCAACCGCCCAGCACCCCACGGCCGUCCCAACCCAGUGCCCGCCGCCCCAACAAGAAGGACGCGAUGCAGCUGUCGGGCCAGGACGGCACUGAUGGGAAGCGGCAGGACGAGCAGCUCUCCAUGAUGGGGGGCUCUCAGCUGCCCACAACACCAACGGCCACCCCAGAGACCUCGACCUCGAGGAGCCAGAAAAGCACCGCCUCCCCGCUGCUGUUAGCCGUGCUGAAGCGCCAACCAGCCUCAGCUCCCGGACGCCUCACCCAGGCACCGAAGCUGCUGCCACACCGCAUUAAAUCAGCGCCCUGACAGCCGGGCAGGACGGGGGUCCCGGCCCCGGUCCCACCGCCCCGGGCGCUGAGCCGGCAGCGGCUGCAAUAAAUGGCGAUGGGCAACCAA